Molecule: messenger RNA, 2363 nt
Organism: Drosophila melanogaster (fruit fly)
Lineage: Eukaryota; Metazoa; Arthropoda; Insecta; Diptera; Drosophilidae
Gene: Alg9
Product: ALG9, alpha-1,2-mannosyltransferase
Exons: 4
Coding region: 114-1985 (623 amino acids)
Cellular component (GO): endoplasmic reticulum membrane
Molecular function (GO): glycosyltransferase activity; dol-P-Man:Man(8)GlcNAc(2)-PP-Dol alpha-1,2-mannosyltransferase activity; dol-P-Man:Man(6)GlcNAc(2)-PP-Dol alpha-1,2-mannosyltransferase activity
Source: RefSeq, marked reviewed
AUGCAGGUUUCCACGAUAGCUUUGAUGCAAUCGAUAACCUGCGCCACAUAAUAUUGAUAAUAUACAAUACUUUGCAACUUUUCCGCCGGUAAUUUUCUCAGAAAGUCCGGAUUAUGGCGCCUCCGGCUGCUCGCGCUCGCUACAUAGCCAACAAGGCGGACAACCAGAUUCUCUCAAAGAAACCGCCCAAAAGACCGGGCCUAAAUGGCAACAACAAGACGAAGGAAGCCACACCGGCCGGCAAAAAAAAGGAUAAGGAUGCUAAAAAGCGCAACCAACCCACAAGUGGUGGUCAAGAGAAGGGGCUUCCCAACCCCAUAAUGCCCAGUGUUCAGACCGCCUUCAAGACCUUCGUGAGCGCCCGGUUGUGCAGCGCCAUUUGGGCGUACAUAGCCGACUGCGACGAGACGUUCAACUACUGGGAGCCGCUGCACUACAUCAUUAAUGGCCAUGGACUCCAGACGUGGGAGUACAGCCCGCAGUUUGGACUCCGAUCGUACACCUACCUAUUGCUGCAGGGCGUGCCCGGAUACUUUUACCAAAAGUUGUUCAAUCCCAGUCCCAUACUCAUCUUCUACAUGGUGCGAUGUAUGUUGGGUUUCGGUUGUGCCGUAAUGGAGCGAUAUAUGUACAAGUCGAUUUGUCAAGAGUUUGGAAUUCACAUCGGUCGUCUGUGGCUGAUAUUCCAGCUCUUCAGUGUGGGCAUGUUUGUGUCUAGCACCGCUCUACUGCCAUCCUCCUUUUCCAUGUACUUUGGCUGUGCUGCCCUGGCCGCGUGGUGGCAACAAAAUUACUGUUUUGCCAUAUUCCUGACAGCAAUAUCCGCUUUGCUUGGUUGGCCAUUUGCUGCGCUUAUUGGCAUACCGCUGGUGCUGGAGAUGCUUUUAAGGCAGCGUGAUUGGAAGACCUUUGUUCAGUGGACACUGAUAUCGGGCGCCACGGUUGCCAUUCCCAUGAUUGCAAUUGAUACCAGCUAUUUUGGCAAACUGACAUUUGCUCCUCUAAAUAUUGUUUGGUACAAUGUGUUCACCAGUCACGGACCAAACAUAUUUGGUACGGAACCACUCAGUUACUACAUUAUCAAUGGUUUCCUUAACUUUAAUAUUAUUUGGCUCCUGGCACUUCAACUACCCAUAAUGCUGGUCAUAGACUAUUUGAUUGUGCCAGCCAAAUCAAAGUCGACGUUAAAUUUCCCCCACUACAUCUCGCUGGCUCCCCUGUACCUGUGGCUUCUCGUCUUUUUUGCCCAACCGCACAAGGAAGAGCGCUUUCUGUUUCCCAUAUAUCCUUUAAUCUCGCUUUGCGGAGCCAUCACUGUGGAUGUGUAUCAGCGCAUAUUCUUCCGUAUGAAAUCGGUGGUCUUCAAAAUUAAGGCGGGAGUUCAUUAUCUGGACCACAGCAUGUUUAUUGCCAUCUUGGUAAUGGUGACCAGCACAUUGUUGGGACUUUCCAGGGUGUUUGCCCUGUAUAGGAACUACCAUGCUCCGAUGGAUUUGAUGCUGGAACUGAACCAGUUUAAGGCGACACCGCAGUACGACCCGGAUGUAAUAUACAACGUGUGUAUUGGCAAAGAUUGGCAUCGAUAUCCGGGCAGCUUCUUCUUUCCCGCCAAAAACUUCCGGCUGCGUUUUCUGAAAUCCGAAUUCCGAGGCAUGCUGCCCGCGUACUAUGACGAAGGUCAAAAUGCUACUAAGGUAGUGCAACCGUAUUUUAACGAUCUCAACCAGGAAAAUGAGCACAUGUACUUUGACUACGACCGUUGCGAUUUCCUCGUCGACUUUGAUGAAGGCAAGUAUACGGCUCUGGAACCCAAUUAUUCAAAACGAUCCAAAGAUUGGUCGGUGAUGAAGAGUCUGCCCUUCCUCAUUCCGGAGAAGUCGCACAAAGUGUUACGUGCCUUCUAUGUGCCAUUCCUGACCGACAAUCACAUUCAGUACGGAGACUUUAAUCUGCUCAAGCGAAAGACGAAACGAAAUGGCAGGUAAAGGCAGGCCCAGAUAGAAAGAGUCUGGAUUCAUGCCACAAAAACUCCAAUGCAUAUGGGGUGGCUCUCUUAUUCUUUCAAAACAAAAAAAACGCAUUAAUCUUAAAGUAAUGCCAAGCAAAUAUGCUUAAGAAACUAUAGCUUCAAUUCAUAUUGAAUUUAUAGUGAUUUCCAAGUAUCUUACACCCCUGAGAGCCUCUGUCUGUAUUCCAAAUAAUCUUUCGUACCCAGCAUUGAAUUUGUAAUAUCCUAAUAUCUGUUCUAAGUCAGUGAAGCGUUUUUAAUUCACGUUAUUUUCGUUUUGUCCAUGCCAAAGUUGUGAAGAUCACCAGAAUCGAAGUAGAACAUAAGCGUCAAGAAUAUAAACAACGAGAUUCGU